Molecule: messenger RNA, 1587 nt
Organism: Neurospora tetraspora
Lineage: Eukaryota; Fungi; Ascomycota; Sordariomycetes; Sordariales; Sordariaceae
Product: aspartic peptidase domain-containing protein
Exons: 2
Coding region: 1-1587 (528 amino acids)
Biological process (GO): proteolysis
Molecular function (GO): aspartic-type endopeptidase activity
Source: RefSeq, a predicted model, not a curated record
AUGCUACCUCUCACCACCCUCUCCCUAGCCCUACUGUCACCAGCAGCAGGAGUCUUGGCAUCAGCAAAACCACCCAUCAAAGUCCCAGUCUCACCAGCCGGACGCCGUUCAAGUCCUUCACUCAUAACCCGCAGCGGCGAUGGCUUCAUCCGCGCCUCCGUCCACGCUGCUCACGGCGCUCCCAAGCUUCGACGGAGACAGGAAGAUGAAGGAUUGCACAACCAGAACCUCGGAACGACUUAUACCAUCGACAUCGAGAUCGGGACGCCUCCCCAGACUGUGACGCUUAUCUUGGACACCGGGUCGCCGGAUCUGUGGGUGAACCCGCAGUGUGAGACCUCAGGACAGGCGAAGUACUGCAAUAGUUUCCCGCAGUUUGAUUACACCAAGAGCAAGACGAUCAAGGAUACGGGGGCGGCGGAUAUCUUGAGUUAUGGCAAGGGGAAUGUGACGAUUGAGUAUGUGACUGAUGAUGUUACUAUCGGUUCCGCGAAAGUCAAAUCCCAAAUCCUCGGCGUAGGCUUCGAAUCAACCGACAUCCCCCUCGGAAUCCUCGGCCUCUCUCCCUCCGUCAACCCGGGCGUCUCCCCCUACCCUUACCUCCUCGACUCCAUGGCCUCCCAAGGCAUCAUCUCCUCGCGCGCCUUCUCCCUGGACCUGCGUAGCAUCGACAACCCCAGCGGGGCCGUCAUCUUCGGCGGCGUCGACCUCGGCAAAUUCUCUGGCAGCCUCGAAAAACUCCCCAUGCUUGACCCCUCCGAUACCCCCUCCGGCGCUGACCGGUACUGGAUCGUCCUGUCGGGGGUAGGCAUGACUUACCCAAACGGCCAGGUAGAAGAGUCCGAGGAAAUCGCCGUCCCCGUCUUUUUGGACAGCGGUGGCACUCUGUCCCGCCUUCCGUCGACCAUCUUCCAGGCGAUUGGGGACUCUUUCCCCGGGAGCCAGUACGAUCCCGAGUCAGGGUUUUACAUAGUCGAUUGCUCGGCGGCUAGUCAAGAAGCAGGAUCAGUCGAUUUCAUUUUUGGGUCUAAAAAAAUCCGUGUGCCGUAUGCGGAUUUCAUCUGGGAGGUGCAGAAAAAUGUGUGUGUCGUUGGUGUCUUGCCGACCGAGGACGAGCCGGUGUUUGGUGAUUCGUUCCUGCGCGCGGCGUACGUGGUUUAUGAUCAGGAUAAUAGGAACUUGCAUCUGGCUCAGGCGGCGAAUUGCGGAGAGCAGAUUGUGGAGAUUGGGAGCGGGGAGGAUGCGGUGCCGAGUUCGGCGGGGAAGUGUAAGGAUAGUGGACCGACGAAGACGGCGGGCGGUGGAGGGUUGGAUGUUACGGCUACGAGGGCGCCGACGAGGACGGCGGCCGGGAGUGGGCCGGCCGUGACCAACUCGGAGUUUGGACCGGGACCGGCGGGGACGAGGGUUAGUACGGGCGGGAUUGGAUUGCCGACGGGGACGGGUGGUGGUGGUGGUGGAGGUGGAGGUUCGGGGGGUGGAAAUGGAAAUGGGAAGGAUGAUAGUGCGGCGAGUGGGCUGGAUGUUGGGGUUAUCGCUGCGGCGGUGUUGGCUGGGUUAAAUAUGCUGGUUGUUUGGCUGCUAUAA